This is a messenger RNA of Hydra vulgaris (swiftwater hydra), 1293 nucleotides long. RefSeq lists its product as uncharacterized. Lineage: Eukaryota; Metazoa; Cnidaria; Hydrozoa; Anthoathecata; Hydridae. The record is from RefSeq and is a predicted model, not a curated record.
AUGUAUUUUGUUUAAGUUUAAGUUUUUUCCUAACCAUGUCAGACUUGUAUGCAAGUAUAUUUGUUUAUUUUUUAAAAAAACACAUUAACAAAAACAAUGAACCAGUUUAUAAGAUGUUACAAGAGGAAAAUAAUAAACAAUUCGUUUUUAAUAUUUGUAAAACUGCAUAUCAUUUGUUUAUUGAAAAUAAAGUUACAUUUUCCAGAAGGGAAAUUCAAAACAUUGUCAAUAGUUUUGAUGAAGUUGAAAAUGAACUUUCUGGUUUUAUAGAGAAAAUUGAAACAGAUUUAGGUUGUUAUUAUCAAUUUGUUCACUUGACAAUAAUGGAGUUUUGUGUCUCAGUUUAUGCAUACAAUUAUUUAACUUGUAAAGAGAUUAUGGUAAAUGAAAAGCUACGAAACUGUUUACCAAUGAUCUGUGGACUUUUGAAUAAAGAUGAAAAUAGUUUCUUGAAGUUCCUUGCAGACAUAAGGAUUUCAAAACCAGGAGAUAUUUUUUUGAAACUCUAUUCAAAUUUAAUGAGCAGAAAUUCAGAAAAAUUAUCUAUGAUUGAUAUACUUAACCUCGAUGAAUUUGGUUUUCGAAAAUUGCUCUAUGAAUGUUUUUAUGAGAGUCAAUCAUCAAUCACAGGUGAAAUCAAAUCAUUAUUUGAUAAACGACAAUGGAUGAUUUCAGUUUGUGAUGGCAAAACUUUUUAUGAAACUUCUUGCGAAAAUUAUUUCUUAAAUCAUUUGAUAAAUUCAGAGUUGAAGUUACCGACAUUAUAUGUUAAUAAAAGUAUUUUAAGUGACGAUGAAAAAAAUCUCAUUAUUAAAAGUUCCACGAUCGUUCGCCGUGUCUUUUUUUAUUGUCCAAUUAAAUUUGAUGGAUGGAAACCAAAAGAUAAGAUUCAAGAGUUGUCAAUAUGCAUCUUAAAAUAUUCAAUAUCAAAGAAAGAUUUCGAGGAAUGUUUUCUUUCAUGGAUAAAUGUUUGCGAAGAAUUAUAUCUAGACCUUCAUGUUGGUACUGACUACAUUAGUGAUAUUUUUGAAUGGAUUCAUCGUUCAAAUGUUAAAAAAUUUGUAAUGGUGGAAAAAGGAAAGAAUUUUAUAAAUGAACCCAUGUGAAUUUGUCUUUAACUUCACCAAGUCACAUCAUUUCCAUUAACUUCCUUUGAAAAUAUUGAAAAAAUUAAUUUGUUGUUGAAUAUUUCAAAGAUUAGUAAAUAUUAUGGAAAAAAGUAGCAGUAGAGAAAAGAGUUUCUAUUUAAUUUUUAGAUUUUAUUUUUAGGUGAAAAUGAUUUCUAUAAGAAUA